Molecule: messenger RNA, 3768 nt
Organism: Paramormyrops kingsleyae
Lineage: Eukaryota; Metazoa; Chordata; Actinopteri; Osteoglossiformes; Mormyridae
Gene: atp1a2a
Product: ATPase Na+/K+ transporting subunit alpha 2a
Biological process (GO): proton transmembrane transport; intracellular sodium ion homeostasis; sodium ion export across plasma membrane
Cellular component (GO): plasma membrane
Molecular function (GO): P-type sodium:potassium-exchanging transporter activity; ATP binding; ATP hydrolysis activity
Source: RefSeq, a predicted model, not a curated record
AGGGGGAGGGGUUGUCAGUCUUAAAAAAGCAACCAGUGAUUUCCACAUGUACGAAGUGUCUGAACGGUGAGGUCCUUUCAUUCUGCGCAAACUACAAGAGGACAACAUGGGAAAGGGGUUCGGUCACGAAGGCAGCCCGGAGGGCGGCAAGAAGAAAUGGAAGCAAAAGAACAUGGACGAGCUGAAGAAGGAAGUCGCUAUGGAUGACCAUAAGCUGUCACCUGAAGAACUGGAGCAUCGAUAUGGACUUGACCUCACGAAGGGUCUCACAAGCAGCAGGGCCAAAGAGAUCUUGGCGCGGGACGGACCCAAUGCCCUCACACCGCCACCCACCAUCCCAGAAUGGGUCAAGUUCUGUCGGCAGCUGUUUGGGGGCUUUUCCAUCUUGCUCUGGAUAGGUGCCGUCCUCUGUUUCCUGGCCUACAGUAUCCAAGUCGGCACGGAGGAUGACCCUGCAAAAGACAAUCUGUACCUAGGCGUCGUUCUCUCCGCUGUCGUCAUCAUCACUGGAUGCUUCUCCUACUACCAAGAAGCCAAGAGCUCCAAGAUCAUGGACUCCUUUAAGAACAUGGUUCCUCAGCAAGCGCUGGUUCUAAGAGAUGGAGAUAAAAUACAUAUCAAUGCAGAGGAUGUGGUGGUUGGGGACGUGGUAGAGAUCAAAGGAGGCGACCGCAUUCCCGCCGACCUGAGGAUUAUUUCUGCUAGCAGCUGCAAGGUGGAUAACUCGUCUCUUACUGGGGAGUCGGAGCCCCAGACCAGAUCCCCGGAGUACACCCACGAGAAUCCCCUGGAGACUCGCAACAUCUGCUUCUUCUCCACCAACUGCGUGGAGGGCACUGCCCACGGGAUCGUUGUUGCCACAGGCGACCACACGGUGAUGGGCCGUAUCGCCACGCUGGCCUCCGGGCUGGAGGUCGGCCAGACGCCAAUCAACAUGGAGAUCGAGCACUUCAUUCACAUCAUCACGGGGGUGGCUGUCUUCCUGGGAGUGAGCUUCUUCAUCCUUUCCAUCAUCCUGGGCUACAGCUGGCUGGAGGCCGUCAUCUUCCUCAUCGGCAUCAUCGUGGCCAACGUGCCUGAGGGGCUAUUGGCCACCGUGACGGUGUGCCUCACACUCACGGCGAAGCGCAUGGCCCGCAAGAACUGCCUGGUGAAGAACCUGGAGGCCGUGGAGACCCUGGGCUCCACCUCCACCAUCUGUUCCGAUAAGACCGGCACCCUGACGCAGAACCGCAUGACCGUGGCCCACAUGUGGUUCGACAACAUGAUCCACGAGGCGGACACCACUGAGGACCAGUCUGGCAAUACCUUUGACAAGACUUCUCCGAGUUGGACUGCUUUGUCGAGAGUGGCUGGACUCUGCAACAGGGCUGUUUUUAAGCCGGGACAGGACGACAUCUUCAUCUUAAAGAGAGACACGGCUGGUGAUGCCUCAGAAUCAGCCCUGCUGAAGUGCAUGGAGCUUUCCUGCGGCUCCGUCCGAAACAUGAGGGAUAAGAACCCGAAAGUGGGAGAGAUCCCCUUCAACUCCACAAACAAAUACCAACUGUCCAUCCAUCAGUUUCAGGAGACGCCCAAUGGACAUCUGUUAGUCAUGAAAGGAGCACCUGAGAGAAUCCUGGACAGGUGCAGCACAAUCAUGAUAUACGGGGAGGAAUUUCCUCUGGAUGAUGAGUGGAAAGAUGCUUUCCAGAAUGCCUACAUGGAGCUGGGGGGAUUAGGGGAGAGGGUGCUGGGAUUCUGUCACGCCUUGUUGUCACCCAGCCAGUUCCCCCGGGGCUUUGCCUUCGACUGCGACGAGGUGAACUUCCCCACGGACAAUCUCUGUUUCCUGGGGCUGAUCUCCAUGAUCGACCCUCCCCGCGCGGCCGUCCCCGAUGCCGUGGGAAAGUGCCGCAGUGCCGGCAUCAAGGUGAUCAUGGUGACCGGGGACCACCCCAUCACCGCCAAAGCCAUCGCUAAAGGUGUCGGCAUUAUCUCUGCGGGUAACGAGACGGUGGAAGACAUCGCCGAAAGGAUGAACAUCCCAGUCAGCCAAGUGAACCCUCGCGACGCCAAGGCGUGUGUCGUCCACGGCGGAGACCUGAAGGAAAUGGCCUCCGAUGAUCUCGACAACAUACUGAGGAACCACACGGAGAUUGUGUUCGCACGGACGUCGCCCCAGCAGAAGCUCAUCAUCGUUGAGGGCUGUCAACGGCAGGGAGCGAUUGUGGCAGUAACUGGGGAUGGCGUGAAUGACUCUCCUGCCCUGAAGAAGGCAGACAUCGGCGUGGCCAUGGGCAUUGCUGGCUCGGACGUCUCCAAACAGGCUGCUGACAUGAUCCUGUUGGACGACAAUUUUGCCUCCAUAGUCACUGGAGUGGAGGAAGGUCGCCUCAUCUUCGACAACCUCAAGAAGUCCAUUGCUUACACCCUGACUAGCAACAUCCCUGAGAUCACCCCCUUCCUCCUCUUCAUCCUCGCCAGUAUACCGCUACCCCUGGGAACCGUCACCAUCCUCUGCAUCGACUUGGGCACUGACAUGGUGCCGGCCAUCUCUCUGGCCUACGAGAUGGCCGAGAGUGACAUCAUGAAGAGGCACCCCAGGAACCCGCGCACAGACAAACUCGUCAAUGAAAGGCUGAUCAGCAUAGCGUAUGGCCAGAUUGGGAUGCUCCAAGCCCUGGCAGGCUUUUUCUCUUAUUUUGUCAUCUUGGCUGAAAACGGUUUCCUGCCCUUCAAUUUGCUGGGAAUCCGUCUGGCAUGGGAUGACCGGAACAACAACGAAGUGGAGGACAGCUAUGGCCAGCAGUGGACAUAUGAACAGAGAAAGAUCGUAGAGUUCACGUGUCACACGUCCUUCUUCAUCAGCAUUGUGGUGGUGCAGUGGGCCGACCUGAUCAUAUGCAAGACCAGACGUAACUCCGUCUUCCAGCAGGGCAUGAAGAAUCGGAUCUUGAUCUUCGGCCUGUUCGCGGAGACCGCACUCGCCGCCUUCUUGUCCUACUGCCCGGGCAUGGAUGUCGCACUGCGCAUGUACCCCCUCAAGAUCUCCUGGUGGUUUUGCGCCUUCCCCUACAGCUUCAUCAUCUUUGUCUACGAUGAGGUUCGCAAACUAAUCCUGAGACGACGCCCAGGAGGUUGGGUCGAAAGGGAGACUUACUAUUGAAAAGUGUCGAAUAUCUACAUGCUUGUGUGCAUGUGUCACUUUAUUGUAUUGUUUAUAGUAUUACUGCAUGAAAUUGUUGUACUUAACCUGUAUCUUCCAGCAACACCACAUCUCCUUAAUUCCUUUCUUAAAGGAGCUAGCCAUUUCCAUGGCAACGGAUUUCUAAUUGGCUAAUUUAUUAUACCUAUGUCAAAUUAAAUUUUUCACAUGUACUUGGAACAAAUGCAUAUGUUUCACUUCGUCCAAGCUUCCUUACACAGUAAGAGAAAACUGAUAGAACAUCAAUUCAGAAAUAAGGGAUUUGAAUCAAUGAGGCCUUGGUCCAUGCAGUGGGGCCGGUCGCAUAGUUACAUUUACAUUCAAAUAAGCUCUUCAUGCUAAGGCUUCCAAAGGCUGCAUUUUUUUCCUCCUAUGCCAAUCCGCAGCAGUUUUUCCAGUUUGGAAGACUAUGAAUUGCACUUUUGCAACAAGGAUCAUUAAACAUAGGAAUAUAGUGACUUAACAGCAUAUGAUAGGGAAAAUAUGUCCCUGAAAGACGUGUGCUCAUUGUGUAUGAUUUAUUCAUUCUGUUCCUGAUAUAUGUUCAAAUACUAUAUAAAUAAAGAAUGUUGAAGACCAAA